UGAGCAGAUCGUCACACAGUUCUUGGAGUCCAAAAUGGCGCUAUGUUUACGUCUAUGCAUAAUCGCUUUUUAUCCCUAGCAAGUCUCAUGGAGAGCUUUGGUGACUUUAUUCCCUCGAAAAGAUAAUUUGAACUAACAUUUAACUACAACAACACUGUUUCACGACAAACAGAUCUGUGAAUACAAAGUUCACCAGCAGCAGUAGGAAGGAUGCAGACUGAGACCACGGACUCUUCACUGAGAGAGGGCAUAGAGGCUCUGGGUGUGAAGGACACAGAAAAACCUGCAGCAGGAAAAGAGAAGGAGGAGGAGGGCGACACAGAGCAACAGGACACUGAGACGACAACUGCUACAGAGGAGGAGGACACUACAACCAAGGAUGAAAACGAUGGAGACACAGAUGCAGGGGAAGGAGAGGCACACAAGGAUGAAGCCCAGGCAGACACAGGGGUGGAUGCUGAAGAGGGAAAGCAGGCUGCAGAAGUGGAUGGUGAAUGGGAGCUUGCAUACAGCGACGAAGAAAUGGAGGAUCCUAAGAACUGGAUGCCCCCUCCUACUGAGAUCAAAAGACUCUAUGAGCUCCUUGCUAAAGGAGAGAUGCUGGAACUGAACUUUGUGCCCCUUCCUAGAAGGCCCCCUACACCUGAACGUACCCCGUCACCUGAAAGAGAUGACGAGGAAGAAGCAGCGAAGGAAAGGGAGAGGGAGGAAAGAGAGCGCAAGCCUCCAACUCCAACUGAGUUUGACUUUGAUGAGGAGCAAAUGCAAGCCACUCCAAAAAAUUCCUUCAUCAACAGACGCAGAACACCAGGAUCUUCAGCCCGCUCCUCUGUGAAAAGGGAAGCUCGGCUGGACAAAGUGCUGUCAGACAUGAAGCGCCACCGCAAAAUUGAGGAGCAUAUCAUGCGUACAGGUCGAGAUCUCUUCAAGAGCGAAAAGAAGCUGGAGGAAGCCCUGUCUCCCAACAGCCAGAAGGAGCGGGAGAAGGAGAGGGAACGAGACAGCAACCCCAACACCAUCUUCUCCCCGAGACAGAGGAGAUACUGAAGUAUUAAGAGAUGAGGACUUGCUCAAAGGCAAACAAGGACAAAAGCUUUCAGAGGCUUUCUCAAAACUUGAAUUUUUUUAUGUAACGAGUUUUGUAUGUUUUCUAUGUGUGUUUUGUAUGAUGGCAAUAAACAUUUUAAUCCUGGAGUAACCCUGUUGUACUCAGUGGACAGUGAGGGUGAUUGAUCUAGAUAAAUGGCUGUAACGGCAUACAAUCUCAAUAUCAGUUGAUAUUGUAAUAUACUAAAGAUUUAUAAAAUAAGAAAUACCUGAAGGACAAUCAAGUAUAUCAUCACAUUUAUGCAAAAUUUGUAUAAGAAAACACUGAUAUAGAGCAGUCCUGCUCAUUAAUGUUCAUUGCCAACAAUGGCUAGGUACACAGAGAUAUUAAAGGGAUUCCUAUCACGAUAAAUGUUAAUAGUAAAAUCUCUGACACCAAUUAACUGUCUCUCAGUAUAUAUGGUCUUGUGUCCUAACCCUAAGUGUGACAAGUAUGGUGCUGGGAUGCUGACCUGAC
This is a messenger RNA of Seriola dumerili (greater amberjack), 1564 nucleotides long. RefSeq names its product PAXIP1 associated glutamate rich protein 1 (gene pagr1). The record is from RefSeq and is a predicted model, not a curated record. The coding region runs from base 211 to 1047 and encodes 278 amino acids. The transcript has 5 exons. Lineage: Eukaryota; Metazoa; Chordata; Actinopteri; Carangiformes; Carangidae.